Molecule: messenger RNA, 5003 nt
Organism: Camponotus floridanus (Florida carpenter ant)
Lineage: Eukaryota; Metazoa; Arthropoda; Insecta; Hymenoptera; Formicidae
Gene: Glut1
Product: glucose transporter type 1
Exons: 12
Coding region: 1-2694 (897 amino acids)
Biological process (GO): monosaccharide transmembrane transport
Cellular component (GO): membrane
Molecular function (GO): hexose transmembrane transporter activity
Source: RefSeq, a predicted model, not a curated record
AUGGCCGAUUCACGCGGCUUCAAGCCAAUAAACCAGUUGUGGCAGAGCGCAACAGUGCCGACGGAUCAGGAUUCGGAGUGUCUCUACGAGGAGAUCCCGGGGCUCUCGGGGUCUCAGGAUACGGACCAGCCGGCUGGUGCCGCCGUUGGGCACGCGGUGCAGGGGGAGGAGGAAGAGGAGGAGGAGGAAGAGGACGAGAACGUCGGCGGCAGCAGGGGAAGUCUCGAUUUCGGGGUCCAGGUUGGAGGUAGCGGCGACUGGUGGGGCGAUCAGUCGGGGGGCCGGGAGGACAUCGUCGCCGGCGGCGGUACCGUCCCCCGUAGCAGGAUCGUCGGCAGGAACGGCCAGUCGAGGUCGGGGUCGGGAUCGGGCGCGAGCAGCGGCGCGAGAUCGCGCAGCGGAUCGGCCGAUCGGCGUCGGCCAUCGGAUCGGGCGCGCCAGCAGGACAUCGUCAUCGUCGGCAGGGUGGAGGAGGAGCGGUAUGCCGCGCGCAGGAUCCACGUGGAGCCCGGUACAGGCGCCGUAUUGCCGCCUCCUGCGGCUACCGGCCUCAAGCUGACCAGGGGGCGACCAACGAGCCAGAGCACCGUCGCCCGUUACUUGCACUCGGCCAGCACCAACGCCUCGGCGACGCACCACCAUCAUCAUCAUCACGGGUUGCACGGCCAGUACCCACCGGCAUCCGGCGCCAGGACGACCGGCAGGCAGCACCGCCAUCAUCACUCUAGCCGCGGCGCCUUCAGUAAUGAGACGCAGGAAGAGGUACAGGAGGACGAUGAAGCCACUCUACGGGAGUUGCUCGUAAGUCUGCAGAAACAGGUCAGCGUUAUGAGUAUGAACUUGAGUGCCAAGCUGGACGAGCUGCAGCGGGGUGACCGCCAGCUGGAGACCACCGUCGCUCUCUGCGAGAUCCGCACGCAGCUGCAGGAGCUCACGAAGAGCGUAGAGUCUUGUCAGAGCGAAGUCAGCGAAGUGAAGCGGGACAUGGUCGCGAUUAAGCACGAACUAGAUACGGUACAGCAAGUUAAGGAAGAGAUAGAGGAAUUACGGGAGUACGUGGAUCGACUGGAAGAGCACUCCCAUCGGCGGAAACUUAGGCUCCUGGAGCAGGGACUGACACUUUUCUUAUCGUAUGCGAUAUUGGCAGCCGUAUUGGGAAUGUUGCAGUUUGGAUACAACACUGGAGUGAUUAACGCACCUGAAGUGAAUAUAGAGAAUUUUAUGAAAGAUGUGUACAAGGAUAGAUACGGAGAAGAUAUUUCGGAUGAUUCUGUCAAGACAUUAUACUCCGUUGCCGUGAGCAUAUUUGCGAUCGGUGGUAUGGUGGGUGGUUUCAGUGGAGGGACAAUCGCCAACAGAUUUGGCAGAAAGGGAGGCUUACUGCUAAACAACGUGCUGGGCAUCGUGGGGGCGUGCCUGAUGGGUUUCACAAAGCUAGCUGAGUCGUACGAAAUGUUGUUCUUCGGACGGUUCAUCAUCGGUGUCAAUUGUGGCUUGAAUACCUCGUUGGUUCCCAUGUACAUAUCGGAAAUAGCGCCAUUGAACCUGAGAGGCGGCCUAGGCACGGUGAACCAGCUCGCUGUUACGGUGGGCCUCCUGGUCUCCCAGGUGCUGGGCAUCGAGCAAAUCCUUGGAACAAACGAAGGUUGGCCCGUUCUCUUAGGACUAGCUAUCUGUCCUGCCAUUCUACAGCUAUUGCUGCUUCCAGUUUGCCCGGAAUCUCCAAGAUAUUUGCUCAUUACUAAACAGUGGGAGGAAGAGGCUCGAAAAGCUUUGAGAAGGUUGAGAGCCAGUAACCAAGUAGAAGAAGACAUUGAAGAGAUGAGAGCGGAGGAACGAGCUCAACAAGCUGAGUCUACAAUCUCAAUGACCGAGCUUAUAUGCAGCCCAACUUUAAGAAAACCUCUCGUUAUUGGUGUGGUUAUGCAACUUUCGCAGCAGCUUUCGGGUAUCAAUGCCGUAUUUUAUUAUUCCACGAAUCUGUUCACUAGUUCUGGUUUAACGGAUGAGAGUGCCAAGUUUGCAACCAUUGGCAUUGGUGCCAUUAUGGUUGCUAUGACGCUAGUGUCCAUCCCCCUCAUGGAUAGGGCAGGAAGACGUACAUUGCACUUGUAUGGUCUCGGUGGCAUGUUUAUCUUUUCAAUAUUCAUCACAAUUUCGUUUCUCAUAAAGGAGUUUUUUGGCUAUGUGCAGGAAAUGAUCGACUGGAUGUCGUACAUCUCAGUGGUGUCUACUCUAUGUUUCGUUAUGUUCUUUGCCGUGGGGCCCGGAUCUAUCCCUUGGAUGAUCACGGCGGAAUUAUUCUCGCAAGGUCCCAGACCCGCCGCCAUGUCCAUCGCGGUCCUCGUCAAUUGGAUGGCUAAUUUCUUGGUCGGCAUCGGUUUUCCAAGCAUGAAGACUAGCCUUGAAAACUACACGUUCCUACCGUUCAGUGCAUUUCUAGCCAUCUUCUGGAUCUUCACGUACAGGAGGGUUCCUGAGACCAAGAAUAAAACAUUCGAAGAGAUUCUAGCUUUAUUCAGGCAUGGUAAUGACAGGAGCAGCUUGCGGGACAGCAGACUUUAUGGUUGUGUUUGCAGCUGGAUCCGAGCGCUCUUCCGUCGCUCCCGCUCAGCCGGAGAGACCACCGCCCCCGCUUCCCCCGCCACGCUUUCCGAACAGCGGUGUCUGACAAUGGGAAACAGCUCCUCUUAAUAUCGGUAACCUAGUGAUCAUGAACGCGCCGAUACCGCUGCCGCUGCUGCUCACCACCAGCAGCCUUAGCCUAGAGACGCAGCUGUACGAGAUCAUCACCGAGAGCAGCAAAGCGUGCGCGGCCUUCCUGCGUCACAGUCUGCGUCGCGCGGCCAGCCUCGGCUGGAGCGCGACCGACAGCUUCGAGACGACGGCGAUGACGAUGACGAUGACGACGACGACGAGCGGCGCGAUAUGCAGCGAACAGUGAGAGGAGACGAACCGGAAACGAAAAAAAAAAAAAAAAAACGCGAAGCGGAGUAUUGCGAAAUCUCAUCAUCGGUACGGGCGAUACAUUGAGUGACGAGUGUUCCUCGUUUUCAUCGAUCGCGAUCUCUCUCUGUGUAUGUCUGUCUGUCUGUCUCCGCGAGAGAGUCGAAUCGAUUCAGUGAAAAGAGCUUGGGGUCGAUCGGGGUGAUUUUUUUCCAAGAGUGUCGAGUUCAACGAAUGCGCUCCGAUUUAAGGAUAAAUGAGGCACCGCGAUAGUUUUCUCGACGACGUAACCGCGCGCGACCGGGCGUCACUUCUUAAUCGUUUCGUGAUAUUUAUUAUGAGAUAAGUACAAGCGCGACAUGCGAAUCGGGACUUCGUAACGAUUAUCGUCCGGGAAAAAUUCCGGUGUCGCAUUCAUCCGCUCUUGUUGUCGAAAUUAUCCCGAUCGAGCUUACAUCUCAAAGGUACUUGGCGACGAUAAAUUAACUCGGAACGUCACGAAAUGUUCGAAUAUAAAAUGAAUACGUUAGAGGGAUGCUUUGAAACCGAUAUUCGAUCGCUUGGCGAGGUAAUAUCGAAAAAUGCCGAAGAUGUCGAUGAAGACGAGACGCGAGAUUCUCGUCCCCGGAAAGAUUCCUUCCGAUCUUCCCUCGGGCAUUCGAGUCGGGAAAAGACGUGUAACCGCGCGCGUGGAUGAUGAGCGAUCGAGAUAGAUUAAUCGAAAUGCUGCGAAAGUGAUUUGUGCUUAGAGUAUGCUUGGGAAAACGGGAAAUGCAAAAGAAGAUCGCUUCAUCGGCGAUCACGCGCUAAUACUCGGAACUUUGUGCGACAUCGAAGGAUAUCGAAAUGUGAAUUGGCAGACACACACGCACACGAGGAGGCAGGGAAGGGGGGGGGGGAAGGCAUAGGCUUGGUCGAGGACGCGCUUUUCGUCCGCACCCCCUUCCCCGGUCAGCGUAGCAACCCCUUCGUCCUCGGAAGAGAGAGAACGAAGGCGACGAACGUGUAUCUAUAAUAAUACCCCUUCACUUUUAUAUCAUUAAUUUUCUAGGACUCAUGUGUCGGGACUACGUGUCGUUUUUUGUAUCACACUCUGUCCUCUGUACGAUUCAUCGCAACGUGUUGUGUAUUUAUUAAGCCGCGCGCUGUUACUUCCGCGACGACAACGAUGGGAUGGGAUAGAUGUACCGUGCGCGCGACUGCCAUAAACCCGCAACAAAUUCAAAAGAUUACGCGAGCUGCCCUCGAGACACUGUGAUAUUUUCUUUUCGUCGUUUCCGGCGUUCGAUUCCGGAAUUAUCGAGAGCGAAUGUACGCUACGUGCCGGAGAGACGAAAACGCAUCGAAUUCGUUCGCUUCGUGAAUGGACUGAUUAAUUUCCGAAUGAACGAAAAGAUGAUGAUGACGAUCGGAAUAUUCAAAAGCGAUGUUUCAAACGAUAAAAAAAAUUCGCCGGUUAAAGGUGCUCCGACCUCUGUGAAAGCAAAAUGGGGAGUUAAAAGGAAUUGAGGUCAAUUUUCUGCCGAUUCCUUUUAAUCCGCCUAUUUUUCGUUGCGAGGGAAGGCUAGCAAUUUUUCGAAAUUUAUGAAAUCAAAGGAGAUGGGAAAAGGAAUUUUACUUGCCUUUAUAAGUCGCGGUGCGUAACAGUGCGUUAACGAACAAGUAUAGCGAAUCUCGUAUCGAAGAUCUCAAAUUGGGCAUCGACCAACUGCAUUAAAUUAAUGUCAAAAGAAACCACAUGGAAUUAUUAGCUUAUCUUUCGAUUAGCCGCGACCUCGACGACGUUCGCGAUCACGUCGAAUUCAUACGGUGCCUCUCGACCGCAGUAUAUUCAACAAACUAAUCAACCAUAUUUUAUCUUACAAGACGCAGGGUACACUACAAUACAAUUUCAGCUUCGGCCGUGUGGAUGUGUCGAUUCCUUAAUUAUUCGCAUCUCAAAUAUUUCUGCAAUAUAUCUUGAAGUUAUUUUCAAUCGUUAGUAAACGAUAACAUCUGAAAAGAACGCGACAAAAUGUUUUAUAAGAAAAAUAUGCGUAUAAAAAUUUAUCUAAAAA